UCCUCGGGGAUAGAGGGUUGAGUUUUGUAUGCUUCCAUCCCAUUCUGCAAGACGCUAAAGGCCUCUCAUCAACCUCUCCUGUGUCCAGGAACACCUCCAUAGUAAUCAUUUCGUUUAUUUUGUCUUCUGGAGCUGGAGCGCAUUGCCAGAAGUGGUCGAUUCACUGAAGCUUUUUUUGUUGUUGUAAAUGCUUGUUGUAUGAUGACUCCAGCUUGAGGAGCCAUCACCAAAAACCAAAAAGUUUUCUUCAAACGCAUUUCGAAUAAAAACUAGAAUAAAACAGAAGCAACUACAACCAUAUCCUGCUAUUUGAAGGACUUCUUCAACGACUAGGAUCACGUUCCAACCAGCUACCGAGAUAGACUACAGUAACCCACUCUGUGAAUUGUUCAUGUCGUGCCAACACAGGACGGGCUCAAGGAGACAGGACUUGUGAACUCAACUGGGACUUUUAUUUCGUUCUACACGUUUUAACUACAACAAACUUAUUUUACUGUUAUUUGUCAACCACCAAGAAGGAAAGAUUGCUCUUCAACAACUACCUUCCUAUUAUUCUCAUUUGGCUGGAGCGGGUUUGUACGAAACUGUUUUAAUGUUUGGAAUUCAGGAAAAUAUAGGCUUACCUAGAGGAGGGACGACAAUGAAAGAGGAACCGCUGGGCAGCGGGAUGAACUCGGUCCGCUCGUGGAUGCACACAUCUGGGGUAGUGGAUGCGAACACAGCCGCCCAAAGCGGUGUGGGUUUGGCUCGGGCACACUACGAGAAGCAACCACCGUCCAACCUCAGAAAAUCCAACUUUUUCCACUUCGUUCUUGCGCUGUAUGACAGACAAGGACAGCCGGUGGAGAUCGAACGGACAGCUUAUGUGGACUUUGUGGAGAAGGACAAAGAACCAAACAGUGAAAAAACGAACAAUGGGAUACACUACAAACUACAGUUACUGUACAGCAACGGUGUCAGAACAGAACAGGAUCUUUUCGUACGAUUAAUCGAUUCCAUGACAAAACAGGCCAUUAUCUAUGAAGGUCAAGACAAAAACCCAGAGAUGUGCCGAGUGCUUCUCACACACGAAAUCAUGUGCAGUCGGUGUUGCGAUAAGAAGAGUUGUGGCAACAGGAACGAGACUCCCUCAGACCCCGUUAUCAUCGACAGGUGGGUUGACUUGGAAACCCGGAGGUCUCUGUGGGGGUUUGGGUAA
Molecule: messenger RNA, 1198 nt
Organism: Oncorhynchus nerka (sockeye salmon)
Lineage: Eukaryota; Metazoa; Chordata; Actinopteri; Salmoniformes; Salmonidae
Product: transcription factor COE3-like
Exons: 7
Coding region: 593-1198 (201 amino acids)
Biological process (GO): regulation of transcription by RNA polymerase II
Molecular function (GO): DNA-binding transcription factor activity, RNA polymerase II-specific; RNA polymerase II cis-regulatory region sequence-specific DNA binding
Source: RefSeq, a predicted model, not a curated record